Molecule: messenger RNA, 3059 nt
Organism: Piliocolobus tephrosceles (Ugandan red Colobus)
Lineage: Eukaryota; Metazoa; Chordata; Mammalia; Primates; Cercopithecidae
Gene: COLEC12
Product: collectin subfamily member 12
Exons: 10
Coding region: 206-2434 (742 amino acids)
Source: RefSeq, a predicted model, not a curated record
GCGCGGCAGCCCCGCGGCAGCAGAGCGCCAAGCCGGGAGCGCGGGGAGCGCGGGCCGGCGGCGGCGAGGGAGGACUGGGGCGCAGACGGCCAGCGCGCGGCGCGGCUACCAUGGGUGUGCAGUGAGCGGCCGCUCAGGACGACUUCCUCGGCUGCGCGGCGCUCGCGCGGAGUUCCCUGGCUGGCGGUGCGUCCCCUCGGUCACCAUGAAAGACGACUUCGCGGAGGAGGAGGAGGUGCAGUCCUUCGGUUACAAGCGGUUUGGUAUUCAGGAAGGAACACAAUGUACCAAAUGUAAAAAUAACUGGGCACUGAAGUUCUCUAUCAUAUUAUUAUACAUUUUGUGUGCCUUGCUAACAAUCACAGUAGCCAUUUUGGGAUAUAAAGUUGUAGAGAAAAUGGACAAUGUCACAGGUGGCAUGGAGACAUCUCGCCAAACCUAUGAUGACAAGCUCACAGCAGUGGAAAGUGACCUGAAAAAAUUAGGUGACCAAACUGGGAAGAAAGCUAUCAGCACCAACUCAGAACUCUCUACCUUCAGAUCAGACAUUCUAGAUCUCCGUCAGCAACUUCGUGAGAUUACAGAAAAAACCAGCAAGAACAAGGAUACGCUGGAGAAGUUACAGGCGAGCGGGGAUGCACUGGUGGACAGGCAGAGUCAACUGAAAGAAACUUUGGAGAAUAAUUCUUUCCUUAUCACCACUGUGAACAAAACCCUCCAGGCGUAUAAUGGCUAUGUCACGAAUCUGCAGCAAGAUACCAGCGUGCUCCAGGGCAAUCUGCAGAACCAAAUGUAUUCUCAUAACGUGGUCAUCAUGAACCUCAACAACCUGAACCUGACCCAGGUACAGCAGAGGAACCUCAUCACGAAUCUGCAGCGGUCUGUGGAUGACACAAGCCAGGCUAUCCAGCGAAUCAAGAACGACUUUCAAAAUCUGCAGCAGGUUUUUCUUCAAGCCAAGAAGGACACGGAUUGGCUGAAGGAGAAAGUGCAGAGCUUGCAGACACUGGCUGCCAACAACUCUGCUUUGGCCAAAGCCAACAAUGACACCCUGGAGGAUAUGAGCAGCCAGCUCAACUCAUUCACAGGUCAGAUGGAGAACAUCACCACUAUCUCUCAAGCCAACGAGCAGAACCUGAAAGACCUGCAGGACUUACACAAGGAUGCAGAGAAUAGAACAGCCGUCAAGUUCAACCAACUGGAGGAACGCUUCCAGCUCUUUGAGACAGACAUUGUGAACAUCAUUAGCAAUAUCAGUUACACAGCCCACCACCUGCGGACGCUGACCAGCAAUCUAAAUGAAGUCAGGACCACUUGCACAGAUACCCUAACCAAACACACGGAUGAUCUGACCUCCUUGAAUAAUACCCUGGCCAACAUCCGUUUGGAUUCUGUUUCUCUCAGGAUGCAACAAGAUUUGAUGAGGUCAAGGUUAGACACUGAAGUAGCCAACUUAUCAGUGAUUAUGGAAGAAAUGAAGCUAGUAGACUCCAAGCAUGGUCAGCUCAUCAAGAAUUUUACAAUACUGCAAGGUCCACCGGGCCCCAGGGGUCCAAAAGGUGACAGAGGAUCCCAGGGACCCCCUGGUCCAACUGGCAACAAGGGACAGAAAGGAGAGAAGGGGGAGCCUGGACCGCCUGGCCCUGCGGGUGAGAGAGGCCCAAUUGGACCAGCAGGUCCCCCCGGAGAGCGUGGAGGCAAAGGAUCUAAAGGCUCCCAGGGCCCCAAAGGUUCCCGUGGUUCCCCCGGGAAGCCCGGCCCUCAGGGCCCCAGUGGGGACCCAGGCCCCCCAGGCCCACCAGGCAAAGAAGGACUCCCUGGCCCCCAGGGCCCUCCUGGCUUCCAGGGACUGCAGGGCACUGUGGGGGAGCCCGGGGUUCCUGGACCUCGGGGACUGCCAGGCUUGCCUGGGGUACCAGGCAUGCCAGGCCCCAAGGGCCCCCCCGGCCCUCCCGGCCCAUCAGGAGCAGUGGUGCCCCUGGCCCUGCAGAAUGAACCAACCCCGGCACCAGAGGACAAUGGCUGCCCGCCUCACUGGAAGAACUUCACAGACAAAUGCUACUAUUUUUCGGUUGAGAAAGAAAUUUUUGAGGAAGCAAAGCUUUUCUGUGAAGACAAGUCUUCCCAUCUCGUUUUCAUAAACACUAGAGAGGAACAGCAAUGGAUAAAAAAACAGAUGGUAGGGAGAGAGAGCCACUGGAUCGGCCUCACAGACUCAGAGCAUGAAAAUGAAUGGAAGUGGCUGGAUGGGACAUCUCCAGACUACAAAAAUUGGAAAGCUGGACAGCCGGAUAACUGGGGUCAUGGCCACGGGCCAGGAGAAGACUGUGCUGGGUUGAUUUAUGCUGGGCAGUGGAACGAUUUCCAAUGUGAAGACGUCAAUAACUUCAUCUGCGAAAAAGACAGAGAGACAGUAUUGUCAUCUGCAUUAUAAUGGACUGUGAUGGAAUCACAUGAGCAAAUUUUCAGCUCUCAAAGGCAAAGGACACUCCUUUCUAAUUGCAUCACAUUCUCAUCAGAUUGAAAAAAAAAAGCACUGAAAACCAAUUACUGAAAAAAAAUUGACAGCUAGUGUUUUACCAUCCGUCAUUACCCAAAGACUUGGGAACUAAAAUGUUCCCCAGGGUGAUAUGCUGAUUUUCAUUGUGCACAUGGACUGAAUCACAUAGAUUUUCCUCCGUCAGUAACCAUGCAAUUAUUCAAAUUAUGCCUUCCAAAGUAUGGAACACUCCAAUCAGAAAAAGGCUAUCAUUGGUUGGUGAGUUAUAGGAAGAACUUAAGCAUAUACUGUGUAAACAGUACCAUACGUUUCUAAAAAUCCCAAGUGUAGGAAAAAUAUGCAGACAUACAGAUAUAUAGGCCAACUCUUAGUAAUAAUAUGAAAUAUACUUAAAGAGCUUUUAAAACUUUGUAUUUUUGUACAAAAUAUUUGCCUUUUACAAUUUUUUUCCUUUUUUUUUUUUUUUUUUUGUCAUUUUACCGACAUAAUACAUGGAGCCAAAGAAAACAAUAAUGGUACUAAUAAAAACUCCUAGGGUUUCCUGUCAGAUUUAAUUCUA